UUUGUGUGACAUGGCACCAAUCACAGUUCGUAAUUUUUUAAUUUACACUCAAAAUUGUUAAGCUAAUAAAUUUUCGUCGCUAGUAAACAAUUGUGCAAUCACUUCUAAUUUAAGUGAGAACAUUGAUAAAAUUUGAUUUUAUAAAUAUUCGAGAUGUUUUAUAAUUAUCAACUGUGAAUCAAUUUCUUUUCAAAAUGGCAGAAAAUCUUUCCAAACGGCCCCCCAAGGGAAUUUUAAAAUCAUCUAGCUUUGAUAAACCGGAUUUACCCAGAUCAAACAAAGAAACAAAAUGGGAUGAAAUGAAUAUAAUUGCAACAUUGCAUCCACCAGGAAAAGAUUAUGGCCAUAUCAAGAUUGAUGAACCAAAAACUCCAUACAGCUAUGAAGGCCUGCCCGGUGAAUUUGAAUUUGAUGAAUUAGAUUCUGCUACAAUUGCUGCCAAAUUGGCAGAGAGCAGUAAACCAAAGAUAUUUGAAGAAUCAAGUGAAGAUGAAGAAGAAACUGAAACUCUUGAAGAAAGAGAAAAACGUAAAGCAUUUGAAGCAAAGAGAAAGCGUCAUUAUCAAGAGUGGCAAGUAGUUCAAAUGGCUAGAAAACAAUUACUUGAACAAGAUGAGGAAGAUGAAGAUGAAGACAAGGAAGAUAAUGAAGAAAAUGAAGAAGGCAUACAAAAAGAUGACAAUAUUUGUCUUCCUUCUGAAGAGCAAAUUAAUUUUAAUGUUAAAUUCAAAUGUAUGUCAUCUUGUAAUGUGAAAAAAGGAAAAUGAUAUGGCGAAAGACACUUUUAAAUAAUGUUAUAAAUUACUUGAUUAAAAUUUAGAAUUCAGUUAUCUAACAUUCUUAAUUGAUGUUAAAUUUAUUUACUAUAAUAUAAAAUUAAGAACUAAAUUAAUCAAAUAUAAUGUCCAUCUUAGAUUAUCUAAAUAGUUAAGUCAAUAAAUUUUUCUAAUUAAUCGAUUUUUCAAUGAUUUAUAUAUUAAUUAAUGUAA
This is a messenger RNA of Apis laboriosa (Himalayan honeybee), 989 nucleotides long. Its product is annotated as protein phosphatase inhibitor 2-like. Gene Ontology annotation, biological process: regulation of signal transduction. The record is from RefSeq and is a predicted model, not a curated record. The coding region runs from base 195 to 767 and encodes 190 amino acids. Gene Ontology annotation, molecular function: protein phosphatase inhibitor activity. The transcript is spliced from 4 exons. NCBI's taxonomy places the organism in Eukaryota, Metazoa, Arthropoda, Insecta, Hymenoptera, Apidae.